AUGACCCCUCCCGACCACUUUGACUCUCAUUCCAUAAGUGCUGUGCUCGCCAGCCAUGUGCUGUGCUCACCAUGUGCUGUGCUCACCAUGUGCUGUGCUCACCAUGUGCUGUGCUCACCAUGUGCUGUGCUCACCAUGUGCCGUGCUCACCAUGUGCUGUGCUCCCCAUGUGCUGUGCUCACCAUGUGCUGUGCUCACCAUGUGCUGUGCUCACCAUGUGCUGUGCUCACCAUGUGCUGUGCUCACCAUGUGCUGUGCUCACCAUGUGCCGUGCUCACCAUGUGCUGUGCUCCCCAUGUGCUGUGCUCACCAUGUGCUGUGCUCACCAUGUGCUGUGCUCACCAUGUGCUGUGCUCACCAUGUGCUGUGCUCACCAUGUGCUGUGCUCACCAUGUGCUGUGCUCUAUGCAUGAACAAUUGGCAAGUGGAACCAGGCUCAGUGCCAUCCACGAUGGGCAUUCCGCAGAGGGAGGGAGGCGGCUGAAUCAACCUGCAGUUAUGGCUAUCGAGAGGGAGGCAAGUGAGAUAACUGAAACAGUAAAUGGACUGUUCGGAUUAGUGAGAGGGGAGUUGGCAGCAUUGAGGGGGGAGCUGGUAGUGGUCAGGGAGGAGGUGGCUCGACAGAAAGAGCGUGUGUUGAUUCUGGAUGAGAGAAACCGGGUGCUGGAAAAUGAGGUGAAUGAGUUGAGGCGUGCACUGGGUGUUGUGGGCGAGAGGAGUGUGGCGACUGCUGCUGUGGUGGAGGAGAGGGGGAGAGAGUUGGCAGCAACGAAGGGGGAGGUGGUUGGACUCAAAGCAGAGAUGAAUGGAGUGAAGGGGGAGCUGGUUGGAGUGAAGGUGGACCUGCCAGGGAGGUAUGCAAGUGGAGGAGGGAGGCAUGCAAGUGGAGGAGUGAGGCAUGCAAGUGGAGGAGUGAGGCAUGCAAGUGGAGGAGUGAGGCAUGCAAGUGGAGGAGGGAGGCAUGCAAGUGGAGGAGUGAGGCAUGCAAGUGGAGGAGUGAGGCAUGCAAGUGGAGGAGUGAGGCAUGCAAGUGGAGGAGUGAGGCAUGCAAGUGGAGGAGUGAGGCAUGCAAGUGGAGGAGUGAGGCAUGCAAGUGGAGGAGUGAGGCAUGCAAGUGGAGGAGUGAGGCAUGCAAGUGGAGGAGGUAGGCAUGCAAGUGGAGGAGUGAGGCAUGCAAGUGGAGGAGUGAGGCAUGCAAGUGGAGGAGUGAGGCAUGCAAGUGGAGGAGUGAGGCAUGCAAGUGGAGGAGUGAGGCAUGCAAGUGGAGGAGUGAGGCAUGCAAGUGGAGGAGUGAGGCAUGCAAGUGGAGGAGUGAGGCAUGCAAGUGGAGGAGUGAGGCAUGCAAGUGGAGGAGUGAGGCAUGCAAGUGGAGGAGUGAGGCAUGCAAGUGGAGGAGUGAGGCAUGCAAGUGGAGGAGGGAGGCAUGCAAGUGGAGGAGUGAGGCAUGCAAGUGGAGGAGUGAGGCAUGCAAGUGGAGGAGUGAGGCAUGCAAGUGGAGGAGUGAGGAGUGAGGCAUGCAAGUGGAGGAGUGAGGCAUGCAAGUGGAGGAGUGAGGCAUGCAAGUGGAGGAGUGAGGCAUGCAAGUGGAGGAGUGAGGCAUGGAAUGGUGGUUCAACUUUUGAGGCGCCUCAAAAAUGGUGGUUCAACUUGCAUGCUGCAGAGAGUUUGGAAAUGGUCGGGCCUUGCUGUUGGUGGGCAGAAGCAGGUGCAGAGCCGGUUGGGCAAGAGACCACUGUGUGCAUGAGGGGAGCUGCAUAG
Molecule: messenger RNA, 1758 nt
Organism: Closterium sp. Naga37s-1
Lineage: Eukaryota; Viridiplantae; Streptophyta; Zygnematophyceae; Desmidiales; Closteriaceae
Source: the annotation of a GenBank genome assembly